AUGGACUGCACAGUUUAUCACUCAGUAGACCCUGGGAGCUUGAUCAAGAACAUGACCAUGCUGGCAACUCAGAAGCUGGAAAAGUACAUGGGACAUCCUGCUGAUCUAGGCGUCGUCUUCGAUCUCAGCUUGUACGGCACGUGGACCUGGAUUCCAGAUGAGAUCUUCCAGAGGUUCAAUUGGCCACAGAGCACCAAGAACCUUUUUGAGUUCGUGGAAGGGAAGUCUGGUGCGGCAGUGGCUUGUCGAAGGGUCCCGAAAUCUGUCCGGAUUACGGUAUUCUAA
Molecule: messenger RNA, 285 nt
Organism: Durusdinium trenchii
Lineage: Eukaryota; Dinophyceae; Suessiales; Symbiodiniaceae
Source: the annotation of a GenBank genome assembly